Micropterus dolomieu (smallmouth bass) is the source of this 5995-nucleotide messenger RNA. RefSeq names its product insulin receptor substrate 2b (gene irs2b). NCBI's taxonomy places the organism in Eukaryota, Metazoa, Chordata, Actinopteri, Centrarchiformes, Centrarchidae. Gene Ontology annotation, biological process: insulin receptor signaling pathway. Gene Ontology annotation, cellular component: cytosol; plasma membrane. The record is from RefSeq and is a predicted model, not a curated record. The transcript has 2 exons. Bases 185 to 3559 code for a protein of 1124 amino acids. Gene Ontology annotation, molecular function: phosphatidylinositol 3-kinase binding; insulin receptor binding.
UCGUCACGUUGUUUCCCCUCCUCAGUCCGGACAGUAGCAGACAUGUGUUAUUUAUUGCUCAGCUUUGGGAGAAGACGAACGCAUGCACAACCGGCUCUGGAAAUAGAGGAUUAAAAUAAAGCGCGUCGUUUCUUUAGCAACUCGUGGGAAGGAAGCAUUGUGUCUGAUAGCGAAGGACACUAGAAUGGCCAGUCCGCCUAACACGGCAGAUCAGCCGUUACUGCCCGGUAAUACGAACGUAACCAACAACAUCAAGAAGUGCGGAUAUCUAAAGAAGCAGAAACACGGACACAAGCGCUUUUUUGUGCUAAAAGAGCCAAGCGAGGGUUCCCCUGCCCGGCUGGAGUACUACGAGAGCGAGAAGAAAUGGAAAAACAAAUCGGCUGCGAAGAGAGUUGUUCCUCUGGACUGCUGUCUCAAUAUCAACAAGAGAGCGGACGCAAAACACAAAUAUCUUAUCGCUCUUUAUACCAAGGACGAGUAUUUUGCCGUGGCGGCAGAAAACGAGCAGGAACAGGAGAGCUGGUACCGGGUGCUUACGGAUUUAAUGGCAGAGGGGAAAGUAUACGACGGCUCAGCGUCCAACUCUGCGUCCUCGCUGGUUGGCUUCGACGAGGCGAGCUACGGUGUAAUAACGCCGGUUGCCGCCGCGUACAAGGAGGUAUGGCAAGUAAAUCUGAAAUCCAAAGGCCUGGGGCAAAGCAGAAAUUUGACCGGAGUGUACAGACUCUGUCUUUCCAGCCGGACUAUCAGCUUUGUCAAGCUGAACACAGAGGUUGCCUCCGUCAUUUUACAGCUGAUGAAUAUCAGGAGGUGCGGCCACUCUGACAGCUUUUUCUUCAUUGAGGUUGGUCGAUCUGCAGCCACGGGUCCCGGGGAAUUAUGGAUGCAGGCGGAUGACUCUGUGGUGGCGCAAAAUAUCCACGAGACUAUCUUAGAGGCGAUGAAAGCCAUGAAGGAGCUGUCGGAAUUCCGACCGCGCAGUAAAAGCCAGUCAUCUGGUACAAACCCCAUCUCUGUACCCACACGGAGGCACCUGAACAAUCUACCCCCCAGCCAGAUCGGGCUUCCCCGGCGGUCACGCACUGACAGCAUGGCUGCGACCUCUCCUGUGAGCAAAUUUUCCUCCUGUCGAAUACGCACGGCCAGCGAGGGCGACGGCACCAUGAUACGCCCCAUGUCAGUGACUGGCAGCCCCGUUAGCCCAGGGGUCCACAGGACCCUGCUGAGCAGAUCUCACACCAUUACAACGCGCCCUUGUCGGACAUUUGAAUCUUCCUCCCUCCAGCACAGUAAGUCCAUGUCUAUGCCCCUGUCUCAUUCCCCGCCCGUGGCCACCCCUAGCCUAGAAAAACUGUCGUCCUGCCCAGACAGCAGUGCUCCUCGCCCCUCCAGCUGCAGUGCCUCAUUCUCAGGCUCCCUCAGUGAUGGUGGUUUCAUAUCAUGUGAGGAGUAUGGCUCUAGCCCUGCGGAUACACGGGAUCUGAGACUAACACUCACCCUCCGUAGCAAUACUCCAGAAUCUCUCAAAGCUGACACUCCCCCCUCCCGGGACGGCAGCGAGCUUGAUGGCUACAUGGUGAUGGAGCGGCAGAAUCAGAAUGGUUACCGUAGGUUAUCAGAGCUGGACAUGGCUUAUCGAAAGCGCACAUACUCCCUCACUACCCCCCGCCAGCAGAGGGGUCCCCCCCAAGUAUCGUCAGCUUCCCUGGAUGAGUACACUCUUAUGAGAGCCACUUACACCAGUGGAAGCCUGUCUUCUCGCAGGUGUCACACUGCUUCCCCUAAAGGGAUCUAUCCUGAGGAUUACAGGGAUGUUCAGAUCAGCACCAGCAGUGUCCAAGGUGACAGUGGCUACAUGCCCAUGAUGCCAGGUGUGGUACCUCAGACACUGGGGUCCAAGGAUGACCUUUACAUGCCCAUGAGCCCCAUGUGUGUUUCUGCUCCAAAGCAAAUCAUGAAUCCCCGUUCACACUCCUCUUCAGCAGGGAUGGCCUCACGCACAGACUCCCCUGGGAGUGUUUCUUUGGAGGACAGUGGCUAUAUGCGGAUGUGGUGCGGAACAAAAAUGUCAGUGGAAAGCACUGAUGGAAAGCUCAACGGAGAGUAUCUGAACAUGUCUCCAGUUGACCCUCUGGUGUCUCUCACACCCCCAGAGUACAUCCUCAGUCCUCCAGGAGGAGAUCCCCACCCCCAGCAACAUCACAGACAGGCUUAUUCUUACAACUCUCUACCACGUUCACUUCAAGUCCAGUUGCAGCGCAACGGGUCCACAGACACUGACCAGUAUGUGGUGAUGAGUUUACAGAGACAGCGGAUAGAAGAGGAGUCCAACUAUUGUCCUGUCUCUCCAGGAGACUCUGUGGCCAGCAACUCUCCAGGGAUACCAGGCACCCCAUCCUCCACCCCAUCACCUCUCAGAGUGGCUCGGGUAGAUGGAGGCCUCGUACACCGGAGUAGGGUGUGCCGGCCCACCCGCCUGGCUCUAGAGUCCCUUAGAACAUUACCAUGUAUGAGUGAACAUCCCCUUCCAUCAGAGCCACGCAGCCCUGGAGAGUACAUCAACAUAGACUUUAGUAGUGCUACCCGUGACCUGCUGCCAUGCAGAGUGUCAGAGAGCUCUGAAUCCUCUGUGAGUUUAAUGUGUGCAGAGAGGGGAUCCCUGCCACUCUCAGACUAUGCUAAUGUUGAUGUCAGCUUGACGGGUCACCUUGGCUCACACCAAGCUGGGGAUCCCCCCCCUGCAGGGUGCCUAAACCACAUGCCUAAAGUCUUGACUUGUCCUAGUCUGGUGAAUGCCCAGCAUAACAUGAAGGGAGGUGAUGAGAAAGAAGAGAAAAAAAGCAUAGAGGGACAGGCAGAGAAGAGGGGGAUCGAGGAAUAUCCUCUCCAGCAGCAGGUGAGCCUGGUGUGUCAGCCUGCUCCAGUCAAGGAUGACUAUACUGAGAUGACCUUCAGUCCUCCAGCUCCUCUACCUGCUCUCUGCACCACUGAUGCUGCUCCCCUCCCCACCAGCCCAACUGCCUGUGUCAAGAGACUCAGCCUUGAGGACAGCAUUGUAGAUGGGGUGCCCCCAGUGCCACUGGACUCUUUUCUCCUGGGGGGUCCUUCGUUAUCUGUCACCCUAGUAGAUCCACAUAGGGGGGCCAAAGUGAUCCGGGCUGACCCCCAGGGGCGCCGCCGGCACAGUUCUGAGACCUUCUCCUCCACCACCACUGUCACACCCGUGUGCCCAUCCUUUGCCCAUGACACCAAACGGCACAGCUCUGCCUCUGUGGAGAAUGUAUCCCACACUGUUUGCAGCUCUGAGGGACCUGACGAGGACUAUGGCAGCAACAGCCCCAUGUGCAGGGAGAUGUCAGCUGGUUAUCAAAAUGGACUUAACUACAUUGCCUUAAACCUGAUGGAGGGAAACCUUGGAGGUUGCAGGUUAGGGGACUGCGAUGGACUCCUGCGGUUCAAGACAGCCUGUGGCUGCAAGGGGGGCAUGAAUGGUUUCAACACUAGCCCAUACGCCAGCAUGGGAUUCAAGGAGACUGCUGCUGCUGUGAAAGAAUGAAGGCUGAUGCCCCCCUCCCUCCUUUUCCUGUGAACGUAGGAUUUUGCUGCAGCCAAGUGACGAGAUCGCCAUGGCGACAGCUGGACCAUGCGCUGCAGUCGAUGUCCUUUGACCUCUUUGCCGCCUUCAAGGGUCACGGGGAUGGCCAUCACCAUGGCGACACGAACACUUGACCCUUGCCCCAAAUUCUCUCCGCUUUUUGUGGCACCAAAACAUUCAGACGCCAUCGCUGCUGCUGUGCUAGAUUACUUAAAAAAUAACAGGAACUAUUAACUCUAACCGUAGAUAGGUAACUAUUUAUCUUUGUGUGUAGGCCUGCAAAACUAUUCUGCAGUGUAAUGUUAUGUUAAUGAUUAUUAUUGUUGUUAUUGCCAUUCAUACAGCUGGUUUUCUUUUGGUUUCAGCCAAUAGUUGCCAGAUACCCUCACCUGAAAACCUGUGAACCAAACCUGGAGAGCAUAGUAUGCACACACAUACACGUAAAAAAAACUUUGCAUACAGAUUACGUAUAUUUAUUUAUUUAUCAUGUAUGUAUGCAUUUAAUGAAGUGUGUGUGUGUGAAUUUGUAUACAGAUUAUACUGCAAAAAGAGGUGGCAUUUAUGAACAUAUUUAAAAAUAAAAGUUAACAUGCUUAAAAAAACCUACCUCAGCAAAAACCAGGUUGGUACCAAUUCACACAGUAGAAAUAUAUAUAUAAUAUAUUUAUUUUCAGAGGUGAAUGUUUUUUUUUUAUCACCAAUCCAAAGCCUUACUCUAACUAUCAGCCCCAGUCUGAUGGACCUUUUAAGUUUGGACCUAUAAACAUGCAGUAUAUCAAAGAUCAUCUUAUAGACUGAAUGUUCAUCAGAGCCGAAUAAGAGACAGUUUCUCUGAGAUUAAGUUCCUUCUCUCCCCGUGGUACACUUAUGUCAAGAUUAUGUAUUAAAGAUCCAUAGUAAUAUAUUUAUUAAUAUGCCUGAGAUGGAGGAUCCAUACACAUUAAAAUAAUACCCAGAGAACUUUAGAGGACAUCACACAUACAUGCAGGUGACUCAUAUCCAAGCAUUGCAGCAUGAACCAGGUCCUACUGGAUCUAACCACCAGAUCUGUGGCCUGUCUGAGCCCAAGACUCAGCACCUUUAUACACUUUACCUACUCACCCACUGUUCACCUGUGAUAUCCUGCACACAUCCACAGGAAGUUAUGACCUGUCACACAGGUACACGAAUGUUUGAAGUUGUUUAUGGAGUAUCUGGACAGCUCCGAAGCUUACAUUUUCUCACCUGACGCCUCUUUGCGGAGCUCUGUCACAUCACACGGUUGGCUGGCAGGUGUGGACAGCGCUGAUUGACAUGGCGAAUGCAUGAAGCAGUCUGUCUGGCUGUUCAGUGAGCCGCUCGAUAGCCUGAAUCCACGGCCUCCUCUGCCACUUUGGCCUGAGAGGGAGAGUCAGCCAGGACAUGCCGGAGCUAAUGCAUGUUCUUGCACUUACAAACUUUCUAGAUUGUAACACAAGAGACGUUGAAUGUAGUACAUGCUGUGUCCCGAGCUUGGGGACACACAACCAACAAACACCACAACAACAGCAACAAUGAAACAUGCAGAGGUACUGAAUGGAAACUAUGACACAGAUACAAGUCGAAUAAGAGAAACAAACCAGGGGACGUAUCUCUUUAUAUAUCUGAAUUCACUGGUACUUAACCUUUGCCUAUAUACUGUAAAUAGAGCGAUGUUACAGAGAAUUACAUCUAAUGAAAAGCUGAGAAAUUUGGGAGAUGUUAAGUUAAAUAACUUAUGUUGUUUGUACUGUACAUAGUAUGUUUUUGAGUGAACUUUCUGAUUCAACAAAAGCACUAAUUAAGUUAUAUGCUAAACAGUAUGGUUUGGCUUUGUUUUGUUUUUUUUAAACUGUCAUGGGAUAGUCUUGUGAAAUGGAUGCCACUAUGAGGACAUUUUCUAAUGCUGUAAUUCUGAAAAAAAAGUUAAGAGAAGUCAUUAAUACUUGACAUAAUUAAUUCUUGUUACUUAGGUACAACACAAAUGGCAUAUAUGCAAUAUUUACACUUUUGAAAAUUAGUUUACAAAGACGGUACCAAAUGUAUAAAUACUGUUAAUAAUGUUUCUUAAACCUUAAAAUCAGAUUUUUUGCUGUUUGUACGUUUUUUUCCCUCCAAAUUUGAAAUGAAAACUUUUUUCUGUGUGUUUUUGCUAAUCGAGCCUCUUGAUGUUUUGAGCAGUGUUUUGCAUUUGGAUAAUGUUUUGAGUUUUUAUUCAGCAUCUAAAGAUUACGAUAUGGGCCCUGGCUUAUCAUGCUGUGUCUUUCAUUGUAAAUAUUUCAUAUCUUGCAUAUUGUGAUGCUACUAAGAGAUGAUAAUUUAAACUUAGUUCAUUGCUUGAGAUUGUAUUGAUUCUUUAUAGACACAUGCAAUAAAUAAUGAUGUUAUUUAAGAAAGUCA